Molecule: messenger RNA, 1359 nt
Organism: Hydra vulgaris (swiftwater hydra)
Lineage: Eukaryota; Metazoa; Cnidaria; Hydrozoa; Anthoathecata; Hydridae
Biological process (GO): cilium assembly; regulation of microtubule cytoskeleton organization
Cellular component (GO): centrosome
Molecular function (GO): gamma-tubulin binding
Source: RefSeq, a predicted model, not a curated record
AACCUUGGCAGCAGCAGACUAUAAAAUAGUCAUUUUGCCUACAACUUCAUCUAUUAUUAGUGAGUUUUCUGAUGACACCUUAGAAAAUAAUCUGUAUCUUAAAAAUGUUUCAAUUAGCACCGGAGAUCAUCCAGUUGAAUUAGCUGAUUGGACUUUAGUAAAUAAAAAGUUACGUCUUAAUGGAUUGGCACCUGUUGUCCUUACCCACCCCUCCAAACUGAUGCCUUAUUCAGAUGGUUAUACAAUUCUUGAUAGCAAAUCUAGUGAUUUACUAAGGAGAAACAUUUUGCAUCUGCUUCAAGAAAAUGAAUGUAUGAGAAAGGCUAUAAAAGAGCAACAGUUCAAAAAUUUUAACUCAAACAAUUAUUCUGACAAUAGACUACAAAUUAAGAAUCAUACAAGUUAUGACAAAAAAAGUUUGAGAAAAACUUGUGGUUGGGCAAAUUUUGGUAUUCAGCAAUUUUCUAAGUGUUGUUGUCCAAAGUUCCAGGAAGGGUUAGUCAAUAAAUGUGAUUGUCACAAUUUUGUGUUGGGUUCUGAAUUUUGUAAAGAUGUAUGUGUUUUCUAUCCAAAACUUGAGAAAUACAAAAAGAAAUAUAAAGACCUGAAAGCAAAAAAGAUGAAUUGUUUAGAAGAAUCAGCAAAAUUAAAUCACACAGAUAUACAUUUAACAAAUCUCAAUAAGCUUGAUGUAAGAAAUAGUGACAUAUGUCAGGAUUUGUACACUCUUAUUAAAGAGUUGGUUCAAAUGGUAACACCAUGGCAAAAGGUUUGUCUUGAUUAUGAUACAUCUUUGUCCUUACUGGAUCUCAAAGAUAUCUUAAAGAAGUUAAUAGAUGCUACACAUAAAGGACCUCAAAAAGAUGCAGAUCAAAAUAAAUACUUGGUUGAACAUUAUAUGCAUCUGUUUAACAUCAGAAAUAUUGAAUGGGUCUACACACAUAUGUACAAUUUUUAUGCUAAGUUUAAAACGUUGGAAAAUGGUAUUUGUACAAUAAGAAAUAUUCUAAACAUGAAUUCGACCGCGAAACUUAACAAUAUUAUUGAUGCAAUUGGACAGUUAGUUAGAGCUAAAGAUUUGCUUUAUUUCGAAAAUAUAGAUAGGCUCAUAAAAGAUAUUAAGAGAUACGAACAAUUUUACAAGUCCUUUAAUGAUAUGGUAAAUCAGCUUUUGGAAAUUUUAGAUGUUGAGUAUCCAGAAAACAUUGUUCCGUCUGUUAAAAGACUUAUUUCUUAUGGUUGAAAUAAAAUUACGUCAGAUGAUCUUAUCAGCACAAUAUAUCAUUAAAACUUGCGUUUUAAAAAAUGAUAGUAAAUGUAUUUUUCAUAAAUAAAAUUAAAAAGUAAUUUAAACAGUUA